GAAUGAUGUGGCGUGACAAUCAAGGAACUGACUUAUGACUUUAUUUUCGUUGAGAGUUUGGAGAAAAACCCUGGUGGUUGCAAGGAACACUGAAACAAGCAGAGGCUUUGGUGUGUUUACAGCCAUGCUGCGUAAAGAGGACGUUGCUUCCAUGAGAAGAAACUAUGAAAUGCCCGAUGGCUUCGAUGAAUCUCAUCUUGUGGCAAAGGAACCUUUUAUGCAGUUCGAUGCGUGGUUCAGAGAAGCUUCCAAAAGUCCUAAUAUCGGAGAGGCAAAUGCCAUGAUUCUAUCCACAUGCGGAAGGGACUGUCGUCCUACAGCAAGAGUGGUGUUGUUAAAAGGCUAUGAUAACACAGGAUUCACUUUCUUCACUAAUUAUAACAGCUCAAAAGCAGGACAAUUGAAAGAAAACCCUUAUGCUUCAUUAUUAUUUUACUGGGACCCUUUGCACCGACAGGUGAGAGUAGAAGGGAGAGUGGAAAAACUGUCGCAAAAAGAGAGUGAGGAGUAUUUUCACUCUCGUCCUCGCUCAAGUCAGAUAGGAGCCAUUGUCAGUAAUCAGAGCUCAGUUAUUGCAAGUAGAAAGGUUUUGGAAGUAAAGGAGAAGGAACUUAAAGAGCAAUAUGCUGAUGAACAAAAAGUGAUUCCAAAACCAGAUAAUUGGGGUGGUUUUAAAGUAAUUCCAGAUAAAGUUGAAUUCUGGCAAGGGCAAUCCAGUAGACUCCAUGACAGGAUUGUUUUCCGUAAACAAGAAGCAGAUGAAGUUCUUGCUGAAAAUGUAACAAAGAAAGGAGACAAUGGAUGGGUCUAUGAGAGACUUUCACCUUAAGGGCCACGGCAAGAUAAAAUUAAUAUUGUAACAGUUAUAGAUAUUAUAAGACUUACACGUACAAUGUUAUAGUUGAAAAAACUAAAAUUUGCUAUGUUUUAAUUGACUCUGUAAGCUUUUUGUGGAAUGUAUAUUUUUUUCUUUGUAUUAAAAUGUGCAAUAUAACUAAGGUACCUUAGCCCCUUCCUAAUAAAUGUAAGGAGAAUCUAUCUAACAGUUGUAGGAAUUGCUACUAUUGGAGUGAUAUCACUAUAUCUCUACAGAAGAAGCCAUCUAGAUAGUUUUAAAAGAACACUUUUCAUGGAUUACUCUUCUCAGUAUUAAUGUGGUCGUAUGAGCAUGUAUUAUUUAUAUAUUUUUUGUUAGUGUUCUUUCUCUUUCCCUCUCUUAUAUGUGUAUAGCUUUUAUGUUACUGUAGGAAAACAAUUUAAUUUAUUGUGAAGGGCAUCUUUUUAUCUUUUAUUAAAUUAUUGUGCCCUUCUCCAUUUACUUUAUCUAGUUUGUAAUUAUUCAAAAUGUUGUAAUUGUUGGAACAGAGGAAAUUAAAACUACAGCACAAUACAACCAA
Molecule: messenger RNA, 1397 nt
Organism: Pocillopora damicornis (cauliflower coral)
Lineage: Eukaryota; Metazoa; Cnidaria; Anthozoa; Scleractinia; Pocilloporidae
Biological process (GO): pyridoxal 5'-phosphate biosynthetic process; pyridoxine biosynthetic process
Molecular function (GO): FMN binding; pyridoxamine phosphate oxidase activity
Source: RefSeq, a predicted model, not a curated record